Messenger RNA from Seriola aureovittata, 11074 nucleotides. It is a transcript of the gene xirp2a, whose product is annotated as xin actin binding repeat containing 2a. Gene Ontology annotation, molecular function: actin filament binding. Gene Ontology annotation, biological process: actin filament organization; actin cytoskeleton organization. NCBI's taxonomy places the organism in Eukaryota, Metazoa, Chordata, Actinopteri, Carangiformes, Carangidae. The coding region runs from base 802 to 10896 and encodes 3364 amino acids. The transcript is spliced from 10 exons. Gene Ontology annotation, cellular component: focal adhesion; stress fiber. The record is from RefSeq and is a predicted model, not a curated record.
AUAUUUAUAUAUAUGUACACGUCUGCUCUUUCUUCUUUUGUGUUUGUUCAUUUCCUCGGUUCGUCUCUGUAAGUCUUUCUAUUGUGCCGUUGUCCAUCUCCGAGAUUUUCACUUGUGACUCUGUCUGUGUGUUUGGCCUUUAGUUAAUCCUUUCUGCCUCAGCUGGGCUCGGGAGAAAACCUCAAAUCACUGUUACACACCCUCCUCCCCCUCCGACAGUCACCUCUCUCUCACUCUCAGGUUUGUUUUCUAUCUGACUUUUUUCUCCCUUAUUCAACAUCGUUCUCUUUCACUUUUUCAUUCACACUCGGUCUUUUUUGGCCUGUGGCCCAUUUCUUUCUCCAUUCCUUCCCCGUUUUUUGGACCGUGCCUCUUUUGUGCCCAUGUCUGCCCAUGAGUGCUUGAAAUAUUGAUGUGGGUGGUUCUCGCCGUUCCUCUGUUUAGUCAUAAUAAGGACGGUCGAUAGAGGAUUGGAAACAAAACAAAAAAAUAGUUUUUUUUGCACUUCUACUGGAUUGCAAACGGGAACACUUGCGGCACACGGCACAAACAAAAACAUUGGCAGAAAAGAAAAAGCAGCUGCCACAGAGUAGACGCGCAGAGGGAGCGCAUGAAAGCUGAGACGACCUUCAAGUGAACAAUGCACAUGGUUGUGUAACAUCAAUGAGGAGGAGGUGAUGGAAGAUGGCUGAGGAUUUAGCCUUCAGAUCCGAAUGUGGACGAGGGGUCAGGAGGUAGAGCGGGUCGUCCUCUAAUCAGAAGGAAGUGACAAGCGUCCACACCUCCCCAUCCAAAAGAGCGAUGUCCAGUAGCAGUCUCACGCAGGCUGACGAGACGGCAGAUCAGAGCAUGGCCUCACCUCCGGACGCCGCUCUCUCUGCAGACAGCCCAGGUAGAUCCAGGUCAGGACUUCCCGAGGACUGGGCCCUGAGCGCCGAGGACCCGGAGGCAGAGCCGGUGUCGGUGAAAGAGCGUCUGGCGAUGUAUCAGGCUGCCGUGUCCAAGAAAGAAACCAGCAGUUCCUCCUCUGCGGCGAUGAUGGAUGAGUCGGAGGCGUGUUCGCUGCCUGGUGGCCUGGCCAGCGUGAAGAGACAGUUUGAGAACCAGGAGUUUACGUCCUCGUCCUCCCAGUCCAGCGUCACCCAGAUUCAUUUCCAACAGAAAUCUGUCCAGGAAGUGUCAAGCUCCUCGCAGGUGACGGUGAGAAGCAGUGCCAGGGAGGUCGUCCCCGCCACAGCCCUCCUUCACAGUCAACAAGAGGUGGUCCACGAUCAGAGAGUCCACCAUAACAAUGUGGCUGGCAGUUACGGGAACCAUUACAAUGAAACAGUUAUGCUCGUCGGAGGAGAGGACCUACCAAAGGUUUCCACUCAGGCUUUGAAGCAGCAGUAUGAAAAAACGAUUGAGGAAGCUGCACCAGCCAAGGAAAUUAAGGUUGAUGUGGAUGUCAGCCAGUUUCAAUGGGUACCAAUAAACCAGUCCUCCAAAGCUUCAGCAAUGACGAGCUACGACACUUCCUCCACGGUAAAGACUGCCUCUGCCUCAUCAGUAACGUCCGCCUCGUCGGCGGCUUAUGAGGCGGCAGAUCGCUUCCCUCCCCCGCCCUCAAACCUGGUGCAGGUGUCGCAGGAAGUCCCCGAGUACGAGUACACUUCCCAGGUUCAGGAGUCAUCCUCCCAGAGUAAGUGCGCCGUCAACAAGGAACAAUAUUUUAAACACAAGAGCAUGGCUGAGCUGAAGCGCCUCUACAAGCACAUUCAUCCGGAGGUCCGCAAGAACCUCGAGGCCGACUUCUUGAGUCAGCUCACCGACGCGGAAAGGAAAGACCUGGAGAGCGAAGAAAUGAUGGGCGACGUCCAGCAGGCGCGCUACAUUUUCGAAAACGACGGCAACGGUUCGAGUAGGUGCUCGAGCCCCGACGGAGAGUACGUGGAGUGGGAGGAGAUCCUGAAAGGCGAAGUGCAGUCCAUGCGGUGGAUGUUCGAAAACAAGCCGCUAGACACGAUCAAAGAUGACACGCCAGAUGAGGAUGAGGUGAGGAAUAUCGCCCAGCAGGAAAUCAUUGCUGGUAAAGAUGUCAGAUACACAGCUUGGAUGUUCGAGACUCAGCCCAUGGACGCUCUUGGGACAGAGACUCCUAAUUCAGCUGAGCAGUCACAAAAAUCGAUAGAUCUCGCAAGAGGAGAUGUCCGCACCGCUACGUGGCUUUUUGAGACGCAGCCUCUCGAUUAUUUGAACAAGAUCUACCAAGAGGACGAGCAGGAGGCGGACGCCGUCGUCACCAGAGACAUCACCGGAGGAGAUGUCAAAACCGCCAGGUAUCUCUUUGAGACCCAGCAUCUGGAUUCCCUCGGCAAAACAGAAACCAUCGAGGAGAGCCACUUCCUGAACCUGAAGUCGGAGCUGGAGGAGAUCAAGGGGGAUGUGAAGACGACCACUCGCAUGUUUGAGACCCAGCCCAUGUGUGUCAUCAGGGGGGAUUCGGGAGAGAUCCUGGAGAUCACCACCAUCCGCAGGGAGGAGACCGAGGAGAAAGGAGACGUGAAGACGUCACGGUGGAUGUUUGAAACCCAGCCCCUGGAUAUGAUCAACAAAGACCCUGCUCAGGUAAAGCUGAUAUGUGGUAUUUCAAUGGAGGACAACACUCAAGGCGGCGUGAACAAAGGCAGAUGGCUUUUCGAGACGAAGACGCUUGACACCAUUAAGGACGAGGAAUGGGAGAGCUCCAGGAAGCAAAGGGAGGAGAUAAUUGGAGCUGAUGUAAGGAAACACUGUUUGAUUUUUGAGACGCAGCCGAUGGAUACUCUGAAAGACAACGCCAAUGCUCAAAAUUUACCCUGCGAGGAGAUUGUUGGCGGCGAUGUUCAGUCCGCAAAACAUCUGUUUGAAACGGUACCCAUGGAGAACCUGAAAGAACUGCUUGAAGUGGGAAAACUGACGAAAAUGGUUGCAUCCGAGGAAGAAAAGGGCGACGUGAGGCAUCAGAAGUGGGUCUUUGAAAGCCAGCCGCUGGAGAACAUAAGGGAGGAGAAGAAGGAGAUCACAAGGACUGUGAACAUCGAAGCUCUCGACAAAGGAGACGUGACAAACUAUAAAGAAAGGUUUGAAACUAUGGAUUUAAGCAAGUGUGAAGGCGCACAAAAAAUCCAAGUUGAAGGUGUCACGAGCGGAUCCGUCAAAUCCAAUAGAGUUCUUUUCGAAUCUACCCCGAUGUAUGCCGUGCAGGACAGCGCCGGCCAUUACCACGAGGUGAAGACCGUGAGGCGGGAGGAGAUCGUGAAGGGCGACGUGCGCAGCUGCAGGUGGAUGUUUGAGACGCGUCCUAUUGACGAGUUCGACGACAGCAUCAAUAAGUUUCAGAUCAUCAAAGGUAUAUCCAAACAGGAGAUCGAGUCCGGGGACGUCAAAACAGCCAAGUGGUUGUUUGAAACGCAGCCGCUCGAUGCCAUUAAAUUUUUCAGCAGCUGUGAAGAUGAAGAACGUAAAACUGAGGAGGGUGUCGAAAUAGAAAAGGGAGACGUGAAGACUUGCAGGUGGCUGUUUGAGACUCAGCCGAUGGAUGUCCUGUAUGAAAAGGUGGAGAAGAGCGAGACUGACGUCGAGGAAGUGCAGAAAGGCGACGUCAAAACGUGCACGUGGCUCUUCGAGACCCAGACGCUCGACAACAUACGUGAUCACACCGAGUCUGAGUCGGAAACCAUUCUGAAGACCUGCACCGUAAACCAAGAAGACAUCCAGGGAAAAGACGUGCGACUGGCUCGCUUCCUCUUUGAAACGGAGAAUCUCGAAAACAUCACGGGAGACGACGGCAGCUCUUUCCGGAGGGUCACCGAAAUCGACGUCCAGUCGGGCGACGUUUCGAGGAUGAAGUACAUCUUCGAGAAUCGCUCCUCGGACAUCAUGACCUCCACCUCUGAGGAAAUGAUGCAGAGGCUGAAGACGCAGCAGGCCGAGGACAUCCAGAAGGGAAACGUCGGCAACUGCACCUGGAUGUUUGAGAACCAGCCGAUUGAUGCCAUCCGCGAUGACGUCACAGAGGCGAGGGAAACCCGCACCGUGACCGACGUUCAGGGGGGUGACGUUGACAAAGGCCGAUUCAUCUUCGAGACGUUCUCUCUGGAUCAGAUCAAAGAGGAAUCCUCUGAGACUGAUAUUUCAAAACUCACAAGUAUCUUUCGAGAUGAAGUGGAAAGGGGAGAUGUGAAAAAUUACACUAUGAUGUUUGAAACUCAGCCGCUGUACGCCAUCCGUGACAAGGAGGGCCAUUAUCAUGAAGUGACUACAGUCACCAAAGAAGAAGUCAUGAGGGGAGAUGUGGUGGGGGCCCGAUGGUUGUUUGAAACAAAGCCGCUGGAUUCAAUUAGAGACUCAGAGGAGGUCUACGUUAUUAAAGCUGUGACUGAGGAAGGCGUCAACAAAGGAGACGUUAGCUCUGCCAGAUGGAAGUUUGAAACGCAACCUUUGGAUGAAAUUACAGAAGAAAUAAAAGAGAGAUCAAAAACAGUCGCCGAUAUCCAAGGCGGUGACGUGAAGACGAACAAGCAGCGGUUUGAAACCGAUGAGAUGUCUCAAAAGUACAUCAGGACCGUCAGCGUGAGCGAGAUCCAAAAGGGCGAUGUCAGAUCCGCCACUUGGAUGUUUGAAACCCGCACCAUUGAUGAGAUCCACGGAGAAGGCGCCGAGUACGACGGCAUGGAGAGAGUAACAAAGGAGGAAGUAAUGAAAGGGGAUGUCAAACAGUCAGUGUGGCUCUUUGAGAAACAGCCGCUCGACAGCAUCAAAGAGACGGAUGACACGGAGCUCGUUGUGACAAAGGAGGAGAUUCCACAGGCCGACGUGAAGUCGACGACGUGGCUAUUUGAAAGCACCCCGUUCCACGAGUUCAACGAGAGCAGCAUGGAAAAGACGGAAAUAAUAGGCAAAAGUAUCAAAGAGACGCUUGAGGAGCUUUACUGUCAGAAAAUGGUGGACUCGCAAGGGAUCCUCAUCGAGACGGAUGAGAUCGGUGACGUCCGCAUGGCGAAGUAUAAACUCAUGAACCAGGAGGCUCCUCAGAUCCAGAAAGAAGAGAUCAUCAGAGGGGAUCUGAGCAACAUAAUGAUGAACCUCCUGAACCGCAGGGAGGCCACGGAGAGGGGGAUAACCAUCGACCAGGAGGAGCGGGGCAACAUCAACACCACCGUGAAGCAGUUAUUCAACCAGGAGAAGGGAAUCAAUGUCGAAAAAGAGGAAAUUAUCCGCGGUGACAUUCAAGAGGCAAUAAACAAUCUGCUCAAGGAUGAAGGCUCCUCCAAGCGUGGCAUUCUGAUUCAAGAGGACGAGAAAGGAGACGUGAGGCUGACGAUCUACUCCCUCUUAAAUAAAGGUGAGAGGACUAGUCUGGAGAAAGAGGACAUCAUCCAAGGGAACGUCAGCAGGACUCUUCACCGUCUUCUCUCCAACUCGGGCGGAGAAGACUCUAGAAGGAUAAAGGUGGGAGACACGGAGAGGGGUAACGUCAGCUUUUACUCCACGUGCAUCGAGUCCGGCGCCUUGGACUACCUGAGACAGCUUCAGAGCGAAUCUGACGAAGUCGAGGAAAAGGCGGAGAAGGAGCACAUCAUCGGAGGCGACAUCGAAGAGACCAAGAUCUUGUUGCGGAGGAAUCAGCAGCAGAUUGGUCGCACCGUGGCGGAGGAAGAUAUAGUUCCCGGUGACGUAUACAGCACUGUUAAAGUCUUCAUGAUGGAGCCGGCUGUCAGCUACCGAAACCUGGAGUCAAAGGAUAUUGUUAAAGGUGACCUCAGCGCGGCCAUGGACUCGCUGACCCAAGCUAUCAAUCAGAAAGUGGUAAUGGAGAAAGAAGAAGUGGUGAAGGGAAACAUAAACACCACGCUGAGGUCUCUGGAGGAGGCCCAGCAUCAAGCCAAAGAAAUGGAAAAGCCGGAAAUAGUCAAGGGAGACAUCAGAGGUGCUCUCGAGUCACUGGAGAAAUCUGCAACCACUAAAACAGAAGUGACUGUGGAAGAUUUAGUGCCAGGAGACAUCAAAGGGACCCUGAAGUCCCUGGAGGAGGCGACGCAAACUGUGAAAGAAAUGGAAAAAGAGGAGGUCGUUAAGGGAGACAUCCACACCGCCAUGCUGAGUUUACACGAGGCGUCGAGCGAGAAAAAGAUUUACCAGCAUCAAGUGAGCGAACAAGGUGACGUUAAAGCCACGAUCCAGCUCUUGAUGGAGCCGACGGCGGCUUCGAAAAUGCAGCGCAGGGGAAGCAUCGAAGGAGACGUUAAGACGUCCAUAAAGUGUCUGUACGAAGGGCAGGAGUCGACACAGACGGAAAAAGAGGAGGUGGUAAAAGGGGACGUUCAAGGGGCGAUCAAGUGUCUAAUGGAAAGAAAACAGUAUUCAAAACCGAAACGUAUGUACGCGGCCAAGAGUAAGCAAGCAAAAGUGCCCAUGAAAAAUCCAUUAACUGUAAAGCAAAGGGAGCAUGAACAGGCACAUGAAGCUAAGAGUGAGAGUGUAGCAGACACUCCAGCCCCCGCUGUGAAAAACCUUUCUCAGAGCAGUGAAUCACAGACGCACACACAGAGGCACAUCGAGAGCAAAUCAGUGAAAACACAGGUAAUAACCCAAGAGGGCCACUCUGUUACUGAAGCCAAAGCAGACAAUACUGCUGGGGCCUCUCAACAGAAGAGCAUAAAGGAAGAGAAACAGAAAGCUCAGCCCCCGCAGAAAAUACAAGCUCCUAAGCCUAUUAUGAUAAAGAAUAAACAAACGACUAAUAAUGAACAAACAGAGACUAAAGCAGCUGAUGUGAAUGUGAUGAAAGACGUACAAAAGGCAUCACAGACAAGAAUAUCAAACAAGCAAAUAUGUGAAACCAAGACGAUCAAACAGGUGCAGACUACAGUGACGGAGAAAACUGUCACGCACAGGCAGAAUGUGACGGCGUCGGAGCAAACGUCGACGUCUCAAAAGCAAACGGAGAAUAAGGCUCUCGCACAAAAGCAGAGCGUCAGGAAUAUGAAGAGCGAUCACCGUAACCUUGAUGUGAAAGGGAAAGGUAUGAUCAAAAAGGCAAAACCGGAGAUCCACUUCCCCCCUCCUCCCUCUUCCCCACCUCCGCCCUCAGAGUCUGAGCUCUCCCUCCCUCCACCGCCGCCGCCGGUGCUGGAGAGCCCGGCGUUCCCCUCAUCGCGACCUUUCAACGCGAUGCAGGACGGCGACCUCCCGCCCCCACCUCCGCCACCUCCGCCCCCCGUAGAAUGCAUAAAGUCUGAGCCUGAAUUCUUCCCCCCUCCUCCUCCUCCUCCUCCUCCUCCGUCUGCACCCUCUGCAAGCGGACAGGAUUUUCUCCCUCCACCUCCCUCGCUGCAAGAGCUGAGUGCGAUGCCUCAGCCUCCCCCUGCAAAGUCGGGGAAACCCCUCGGCAGGCCUUUAUUCAAAGUGCCAAAGCAACCAGAAACGCAGAAGCCAACCAUACAAGUGAAACCCAAAUGGCAGAAAAAGCAACCGACUCCUCCACCACCUCCGGCUCCGGCUCCAACUCCAGCUCCGGUUCCGGCUCCAGUUCAGCUCCUUGCUGGUCAGGAAACAUCAAUGUCAACAGACCACAAAGAAGAGGUUAAAGUUCAGGAGGUGAAAAAGGAAACGUGCAAACAGAUUGAAACGUGCAAACAGAUCGAAACGUGCAAACAGAUUGAAACGUGCAAACAGAUUGAAACGUGCAAACGGAUUGAAACGAGCAAACCGAUCCAGUCUGAAUCGGCAGCAACGAAAAUACCAAGCGCCCCGGCAGUGAAACCGAUGCAGAGAGAGACCAAAAGGUUCGUCCCACCCAUCAAACUGCCCCCAUCUCCUGACCCUGCGCCAACCCCGAACCCGAGACCUUACGCCCGCAAGUUUAAAACCCCUCUCAUGCUCGCAGAGGAACGGUAUCGCCAACAGAGGAUGGAGAAAGAGGAAACGGAUCAGAGUAGAGUCACAACUCCCACUUCCCCACCGGUCAAUACCCCCCUCUCUGCCGCCAGUCCUGAGCUUUCUACAGCACACAGCGCCGAGAGAGAGGUGACGACGGAAGUGACGAGGGCAAAGGUCGAAGAAGCCGAGAGCAUUUCCAAAGAAGAAACAUUGGCACAACACCCACCUGCAAAGAAAACCCCUUCCCAGAUCCCUUUGAGCAAGCCCGUGAUCUCAGUGGUAAAUAAGAAAUUAGCCGCCGGAUCUUCAAAUGUGUCUGUGGAAAAAAUGCACUCCUCAGAAAAAACACUCACCUCAGCUGAUGCUGUUAAAAAGAGUCAAACCGCACACAAACAUCAGACCUCCUCUGUCUCUCAGUCUCACCACGAGGCCUCACAUAUCCAAGUCCAGUCAUGCUCGAACGUGGUCACUUCCUCCGUGGCGGAGCAGCAGCAGUUUAUUAAGAAAUCCAGCACCAGGUCUAUCACUGCCACACAGAGUGCUGUCCAGGAAAAUGUAAAUCUUCAAAGCCAGGCUGCGGUCACAUUGAAAGCUGAGGAUGUAAAGAAUAUUAAUGUGCCUCCGACACAGGAGGGAAAAAUGAGUCCUUCUCAACCCACUAAAAUUCCAAAGGUAACUCCGAGUUUCAAGGUGAAAACCUUUAAGAUGCCGACGGAGAAGAAAGAGGAAAAGUACGACAGCUCGGGACAAAAGGAUGUAAUGAAAAGUGAAAUGCAUUCACAGCAAGAGAAAAGUAGCGUGUCACGGACGAGCGAAACAAAUGUGAGUCAGGAAAACAUCCAGCUGACAUCAGCAAGAACUGAGAUGAAAACAGAAAUGAAAGUAAAGGAGAAGAAAAGUCAGGUGACCCCACCUGCGAAGGAAGUCGAGGUUCACACGAAAAAGGGAAAGCAGGUGCAAAAGAAGGAGGCUGAAGUGAAGCUGUCGCCGUCGGUUACGGCUUUAAUGCCUAAGGUGACCAAGAUAACAUCUGCAGCGACUCACCAAGGGCAAGGCCAUGUAUCUGUCACCCACAGUCAGCAGAGCAUGAAGGCAGAGCACAUUCAGAGACACGAGGAGGCGGCGGCGGUGGUGACGGAGAGGCAAGAGGCCGUUCAGAUGCAGACGCAGCAAGUAAAGCAACGAGCAGUGGAAACAAAUAAAACGCAGAUAAAGGUGGGGAAGGCGAGAGGUGAGACGAAAUGCGCGUCUGUGAAAGCGACGGGGAAAACGGGCCAGAAGGACGAGGCUCAUUCAGAAGAAAUCACAGAUUUAGAGAGAUGUAAUGCGAUGCAGAGGCUGCUCGCUCAAAUGAAAGAGCUGGAGGGCACGCCGAGCAAAAUAGACUCCAACGCUGUCAGGAUGAUUAUAAGCGAGCUCCCUGAGUGGGUGACGGGCGCGGAUGAGAAGAAAAAUUUAAGCGAAAUAGCUAAACAGCAAAGUAAGAAAAAGUUGAAAGAGUUGAUGGCCUAUGUGAGGAACAUCGUUCACACAAAGAUCACGUUCCUGGAGCAGAACUCGACAGCUGUGGAAAAGCAGGGAGAAGAAGAGAAAGAGGAACCGCCGGCGCCACCAGUUCUCCCGAAACCAGACAAGAGGGUUUUCAGCGGCGCAUCCGCCAAGAUGUUCGGCUUCUCCAAAACUGAGAAGAAAGUGGUGGAAGAGAAGAUGUCGCAUCAGGAGCUGAGGGAGGGGUCCUCUCCGUUGGCGAGCAUCCGCACCCCCUCACCCACCUUCAUCAGCAUUGAAUCGAGGAGGGUGGACUCGCCGCGCAGAGUGACGCCGUCUCCUCCGCCUUACAAAUCCGUGGGGACGCCGCCGCCCCCUCCUCGCAAGUCGCACACGCCCACGUCCACCCUCAGCAGGGCCACGCCGUCUCCCACCAUGAGCCGCUCGGAGAAGCUGAUGAAGCUGAGGGACUCCACAUCCAAGCUCUCCGGCGGCGUCACCCCUCCUCCUCCUCCUCCUCCUCCUCCUCCCGCGCCGGUACCCGAGAGUUUGGCGGCUGAAAGAGAGCAACCGUCCCCGUUCAGCGACGGCGAGACUCUGGUGGAGCAGCCCGAGCAGGGGUCGGUGGAUGUCGCAGAAGUGGGUGACUCCAUGAUGACCGUCAAGGACAAAAAGUCUUUCUUCGAGGAGGCGCAGAGGGCUGAGGUGAACAGGACGUACAUGCGGAGGGAUCCCAUCGAUAUCCCCGAACGUCUCGGGGCUGAGGCCGAGGAAGGCGCCGAGGUCGUGACCUUAGAUCUUCUGAAAGAGGAUCUCCCGAGGGUCGACCUGUCGAAGCUGGUGAACAGAUUCGAGUCUCCCAAGCCAAAAGUUUACUCCAGGAAGGAGCCGAUUGUGAUCACAGAGAGGCUGGGGAGCGACACGGAGGACGCAGAGGUCGACCCUCACGCUCAGAGGACCGAUGAAAUCCCUAUGUUCAAAGUCAAAGCGAUAAAGGAUGUGUUCGAGACGGGAGAGCACAGUUCUCAGGCCGCCCGCGAGCUGAGAGAACAGAUAGAACGAAGGGAGUCUGAGUCGGCCCGCUCGGAGCCGGCGGGUCACUCCGAGACGACGCUGGUCACCGAGCAAUUCUGCAGCGUCGACGACUUUGGAAACGUGACCACGGAGACGAUGAGCGAGACGCGCUCGGGGAGCUCCCUGACCCGCGGUAACCCCCCGUCCUACGCCGACGUGGUGAGAGGCAGCGUCCCGACGGUGGCCGUGCCCCCCGAGGCCACCACCGAGGAACUGCUGAGGAGCUUCCAGCAGUCGUGGGCCGAGAGCCAGGGAGUUUUCCAGAACCUGGGCUUCAGCGUCACGGAGCAGAGGAGCUCGCAGAUCGUAACGCAUCAGCACGAGACUGUCGUGACGGAAAAUUCGAAUUCCAGAUUGCGAACUGUGCAGGGUGUGUCGGAAGAGGGUGUACCCCAUGGAGUCGCUGAUCGCAGACAAACAAAACUUCCAUAAAAGCUGCUUCCGCUGUGAACACUGCAGAGGCAAACUAAGUCUUGGCAACUACGCCUCUCUCCAUGGACGGAUGUACUGCAAACCACACUUCAAGCAACUGUUCAAGUCCAAAGGAAAUUACGACGAGGGAUUUGGACAGAAACCACACAAAGAACAAUGGACUAAUAAAACUCAGCAG